Abrus precatorius (Indian licorice) is the source of this 1733-nucleotide messenger RNA. Its product is annotated as serine/threonine-protein kinase BSK5-like. The transcript has 10 exons. Bases 1 to 1437 code for a protein of 478 amino acids. Gene Ontology annotation, biological process: brassinosteroid mediated signaling pathway; protein phosphorylation. Gene Ontology annotation, molecular function: protein kinase activity; protein binding; ATP binding. Lineage: Eukaryota; Viridiplantae; Streptophyta; Magnoliopsida; Fabales; Fabaceae. The record is from RefSeq and is a predicted model, not a curated record.
AUGGGAGGUUGUUGCUGUAAAUUGUGUCUAUGGUGUUACCCCUCCAACACCCAAUCCAAUCUUCAAGACUUACCAGACAUCGAGUUCAGCUUGGACCAACUGAAAACUGCCACGUCAGGAUUCUCACCCGAUAACAUUGUUUCAGAACAUGGUGAGAAGGCUCCCAAUGUUGUCUACAAAGGAAAGAUCGAAGAUGAUAGAUUGGUUGCUGUGAAGCGCUUCAACAAGUCUGCUUGGCCUGAUUCUCGACAGUUCAUAGAGGAAGCACGUGCAGUGGGGCAGCUAAGGAAUGAGCGGUUAGCUAACUUGGUUGGUUGUUGCUGUGAAGGAGAAGAGAGAUUGCUUGUUGCAGAGUUUAUGCCCAAUGAAACUCUCUCCAAACAUCUCUUUCACUGGGAAACACAGCCCAUGAAAUGGGCAAUGAGGCUGAGAGUGGCCUUGUGUUUAGCACAAGCAUUGGAAUAUUGCAGCAGUAGAGGAAGGGCAUUGUAUCAUGAUCUUAAUGCUUAUAGAAUUUUGUUUGAUCAGGAUGGCAACCCUCGGCUUUCUUGUUUUGGACUCAUGAAAAACAGCAGGGAUGGCAGAAGCUACAGUACAAAUUUAGCCUUCACCCCUCCUGAGUAUUUGAGGACCGGAAGAAUCACCCCAGAAAGUGUAAUUUACAGUUUUGGCACACUCUUGCUUGAUCUUCUGAGUGGCAAGCAUAUUCCACCCAGUCAUGCACUUGACCUUAUACGGGGCAAAAAUUUUCUGAUGCUGAUGGACUCAUGUUUGGAAGGUCAUAUUUCAAAUGAUGAUGGAACUGAAAUAGUGAGAUUAGCUUCGCGUUGUCUACAGUAUGAACCUCGUGAGAGGCCAAAUGCCAAGUCACUUGUGACUGCUCUAACUCCCCUUCAGAAAGAAACUACAGUUCCAUCACAUGUUUUGUUGGGCAUUCCAGAUGAGAGUGCCCCAUCAAAGGAAGCAGUUCCGUUGACACCUUUUGGUGAAGCUUGUUCUAGAAGGGAUCUCACUUCAAUUUAUGAAAUUUUGGAAAGGGUGGGGUACAAGGAUGAUGAAGAUGUUGCAAAUGAGCUUUCCUUCCAAAUGUGGACGGAUCAAAUACAAGAAAUAUUAAAUUAUAAGAAGCAAGGAGAUUCUGCUUUCCAUGCCAGAGACUUCUCUAAGGCCAUUGACUGCUAUACACAAUUCAUCGAUGGUGGGACCAUGGUAUCCCCAACUGUGUAUGCAAGGAGGUGCUUUUGUUACCUGAUGAACAACAUGGCACAAGAAGCACUAGGAGAUGCCAUGCAAGCUCAAUCAGUAUCACCCACUUGGCCAACUGCAUUCUAUCUUCAAGCAGUGGCCCUUUUCAGCCUUGGGAUGGACCAUGAUGCGGAGGAAAGUCUUAAAGAUGGCACAACACUGGAAACCAGAAAACAGAGAAAAUCAAAUUGAAGUGUAUAUAGUUUUUUCUUCCUUUCUUUUGAUUAUCCCCUUCAUUUUCUCGGGGAAAUAUUACAAGCAUUAGGUGCAUGUUUCUUCCUCUAUCCAGUAUUUUCUCCACCAGGCCUCAAACUCUUGAUUGUCACCCCCUAUAAUUUAAAUAAAACUGAAAUUGGUCUAGUUUGUAUAAAAAUAUUAUAUUUUAUGGCCGGAACCGAUUUCCUUUCGCUUGCAGGUAUAGGUACCCUCAAACAUAUUCACCAAAACUUUAAAUGUUAGUAUUUAUCCAUCAUUGCAUUGCAAGACUU